CCAGCGAAGACAAAGCUUCACAAACAGAUAGCAGCUAUGUUCAAUAUAUUAAAGUCAGUGAGGACGACAUCCGUGCCGUUAUGAUAAAUGUUGACGAUGCACACUUUUUCAAUUCACAUCCUCGUGAUCCGCGGAACAAAAGCUUUGCUGCUUUAAUAGCGUUUGAAAUGGAGAAGGUACCACCAGAGGAUCGCUCCUUAGUUUACGUAAAAAUAAUUGACUUCAUUCGUAAAGUUAGAGGAGAACGCAGUAUAAAUUCAAGUUGUCCGUCGCCAGAAUACUGAAAAAAGUGCUGAAAUAUUAAAUUUUCGUCAAAAUUAUGUGAAAGUGACAUUCAGUUGAUUUCAAAUAUUAAAUAAUAAUACUGAAUUACUAAGUGUUUUUAUUUGAUUAUUACAAUAUGAUUAUUUAAAUGAGCACAUUUCUUAGGUAAAAAUAUACGAUAUUACCCCAUCACUAGCUGACAUCUAAAGUGGUCAUUGGCGCCGUAACAAGUGACAAAAUCGUAAGAAUUCAAUACUAACUUUAAACUCAUUUUUCACAUUUACUGACUAAAUUUAUUACACAAAUUUUAAUUUAUAAUGUAUUUUAACAUUAUUAAGAAUGUUUAAAACGCAAUUAACAGUCUCUAGGGCGUAUUGUUGAAAAAGCAGCAAAAUUUAGACAACUUUAGUUGCCAAUGGCGUCUUAGUUACGGGACCGUUUUGCAACUAUAGUUGUCAAUGGCGUUCAAAAGGUUAAAAGCUGGAUAUAUCCUAUUAAUAUCAACCUCAUGGAUAGUAUUUGCCAUGCUUGUUGGCAACUUGCAAAUGAAGCAGCACGGCAAGGUUCUGAGUCACCAGAGACUGCAUCCCAACCGUUGGAGACAGAUGACCCUCCUGACUCCUGACUCACAUGAACUACAGGAAGAUAAUCAUGAGGAGGCGUGCCAUCAUAGGAUAUUGUUGCAACUGUAUUGUGGGUUUGAGGACAGUAGGGUGUUGCUCACAUGUGAUGAGUAUCGUAUGGUAUUUAGCCUAUGCCCGCGACUGGAGCGAAUAAAAUCGAUAUCCAACUUCGCUAAAGAUAGACUGCUGAUGUUUCUAGAAUCUCAGACGGGUCCAUUCAAGUGCAGUACCCUUCAGCAACACUGA
Molecule: messenger RNA, 1133 nt
Organism: Ostrinia furnacalis (Asian corn borer)
Lineage: Eukaryota; Metazoa; Arthropoda; Insecta; Lepidoptera; Crambidae
Exons: 4
Coding region: 723-1133 (136 amino acids)
Source: RefSeq, a predicted model, not a curated record